AUGACGAUGACGACGACGACGACGACGACGACGACGACGACGACGACGACAAAGGCUGAUCACCACCGAUUUACCAAUGGCAAUCGCUCGACGCCCAGCUUACCUCGGCUUCCCCACUACUUCUCUUCGAUGGUCGGCUCUUACCAGCGCUCCGCCUCACCAGCGGCCGACGCAGCAGGACUGGUGUGCAUUCUCCAAGUGAUACAGCACAAUACCAUGUCGCCCCUCUCGGGCUUCCAGGCCAAUGUGCCCCCCGAUUACGCUUCCGUCGAGGAAGGCCAAGUCUCAGGAGGUCCUCUGCUUCCCUCCACCGAAGCGCAAAGGCUCCUACUGUACCGUCUGGGUGCACUCGGUACUGACAAGAUGCUCAGCACCGCUUAG
This is a messenger RNA of Microstroma glucosiphilum, 381 nucleotides long. RefSeq lists its product as hypothetical. The transcript has a single exon. Bases 1 to 381 code for a protein of 126 amino acids. The record is from RefSeq and is a predicted model, not a curated record. NCBI's taxonomy places the organism in Eukaryota, Fungi, Basidiomycota, Exobasidiomycetes, Microstromatales, Microstromataceae.